Messenger RNA from Gasterosteus aculeatus aculeatus (three-spined stickleback), 1305 nucleotides. RefSeq names its product complement factor D (adipsin) (gene cfd). Gene Ontology annotation, molecular function: serine-type endopeptidase activity. NCBI's taxonomy places the organism in Eukaryota, Metazoa, Chordata, Actinopteri, Perciformes, Gasterosteidae. Gene Ontology annotation, biological process: proteolysis. The record is from RefSeq and is a predicted model, not a curated record.
CCCCUGUGGUGUUGGCGUGAUUAAUGUGUCCGCUCCGUCCCGUGGAAGCCUUUAAAAGCAGCCGCUGCUCAUCGGUUUUACGUUGAGCCGACAUCAUGGUGCCAGACAGAGACGUUCUCGUGACUGCUGCCGUUUUCCUUUUCGCCCUCAUUCCACACAGUGAAGCCAUCGUCGGAGGCAGAGAGGCGGCGCCUCACUCUCGGCCCUACAUGGCCUCCAUCCAGGUGCCAGAAGGAGAGGAGAUGAAGCACGAGUGUGGAGGGUUUGUGAUCGCCGAUCAGUGGGUGAUGACUGCCGUCCACUGCCUGCCGACGGGGCCGAACGGAAGGAAGGUGGUGCUGGGAGUCCAUUCGCUCAGUGAGCCCGAAGACACCAAGCAGACAUUUGAUAUUCUGGAACUUCACAAUCACCCUGACUUCCAAGAGUCAAAUUACGAUAAUGACAUUGCUUUAAUUAAGCUGGAUCGUCCGUUCAGCGCGUCUGAAGCUGUCAAAGCGGUGGAAUUCCUGAGAGCGGGCGGCACCAACCCUGUGACGGAUGCCCAGGUGGAGACGGCCGGGUGGGGGUCCCUGGAUAACCUGGGGUCCAGACCGGACAAGCUGAAAGAGGUGGUCGUUGACGUGUUCAACCCGGAUCUCUGCGGACGCAGCGACUACUACGGGGAGAAGUUCACCAGCAACAUGAUGUGCGCGCACAGAGUUUGCCCCCGACCCUGCAGGAAACCGCAGAGGAAGGAGGACAGCUGUGAUGGCGACUCUGGGGGGCCUCUGCUCCACAACGGCAUCGCGGUGGGCAUCACGUCCAACGGAGGGCAGAAGUGUGGGCAGGUCAAAAAGCCUGGAGUUUACACAAUCAUCUCCCGGUACAGCGAGUGGAUCGACAGCACCAUGGCGCCGCAGGCCGAGCCGACACCGGAGCAGAGCCAGUGAAGGACGCCCGCCGCGUUCAGGUCCACCUAACGGCGUCUAGCACGGGGACAUACUACCCCCAACUGCACGGACAUGUAGCCAUCACCUUCAAUGAAACACGGCGCAUCGCAUUCAGCUGUCCGUUCUCAGUUGUUUACUGCACAAUAAAGAAUACAACUGUUAUGUAGUAAUAGUAGUAAUGCAAAUAAAACAAAAUGAACAUCUUUUUAUUCAGGAAUUUAUUUUACUUGCAACAAACAAAACAAAACUUUUUGGAUGCAGUGUUGCAUUGUAGUAUUGUGCAUGAGACCAUCACUGGUGUGUGCAGGAUAAACAUUAUAGCACAGUUGUAGUUUCACCUUCACAUGAUUUAAUAAAACAACUUUCAGACAAACAA